Molecule: messenger RNA, 497 nt
Organism: Pteropus alecto (black flying fox)
Lineage: Eukaryota; Metazoa; Chordata; Mammalia; Chiroptera; Pteropodidae
Gene: THAP8
Product: THAP domain containing 8
Exons: 3
Coding region: 49-342 (97 amino acids)
Source: RefSeq, a predicted model, not a curated record
ACGAAGUGCGGCUGAAGACCGGACAAAAUUCAGCGUGGCUGGACAGCCAUGCUCAAGCACUGCUGUGCUCCGAACUGUUCCAAUACUGCCAGCCGGCUAGGUGCGGACAACCGCCCUGUGAGCUUCUACAAGUUCCCACUGAAGGUUGGACUCCAGCUGCAGGCCUGGCUGCGGCACAUGGGCUGUGAGCACUGGGUGCCCAGUUGCCACCAGCACCUGUGCAGUGAGCACUUUACACCCUCCUGCUUCCAGUGCCGCUGCGGUGUACGCUACCUGCGACUGGAUGCAGUGCCCUCCAUCUUUUCUGGGGCACCAACAAUCAAGAAGCAACGGAGUCCUUGAAGCUACACAAAAAGCCUCUGCCUCCGCAGGAGGCCUCGUCCCUGUCUCUGGGCCCAGCUGUCAAGGCACCUGGCCCUAUGCACCCGGUGAUGCUGGGACCAGCAUCCGGAGACCUGGAGGCCACGGCCGCCAAGUUCCUGUUCCCCUUGAUUAUU